GAGCUGUGCUCGUGCCCGAGAGUGAGGUGACUGCGGGAGGAAAACAAGCUAGAGACGAUCGAGACGCAUCCUGACCUGCAGAGACACUCACUGAGACGUGUUGACGCCCUGUAGGGUUAUGUUCACACCGGAGGCAGCUCAGGACACCGAGGAAGAGUCAUAGGAUGCACUGGCGACCCACCUAGUGACUGGUCUGCAGGCUCUCUGUUCGUCUUAUCCCGUACGCCACCAGGUUGGGAGGCAGAUUCCCAGGCCCGCCUCGGACGCUAAACGUUUUUACUGGACCUAGCCAACAGGCCGCUUAAGGAGUGCAAGAGCACCUCUUCACGUGUGUUGUUCGGACCAGCCCCGCUCAUCUCCCGACAGAGGAGGUCGGAGCAACUGUACCCCUGCCCAACCAUCUAGUACCCCUCGCCCCACGACCUGCCACACCAUGGUGCUCUCGCAAAGGCAACGCGAUGAAUUAAAUCGUGCAAUAGCUGACUACCUGCGUUCCAAUGGUUAUGAAGAAGCAUAUUCCACCUUCAAGAAGGAGGCUGAACUAGAUAUGAACGAAGAAAUGGAUAAAAAGUAUGCAGGCCUAUUGGAAAAGAAAUGGACCUCAGUCAUCAGAUUACAGAAAAAGGUGAUGGAGCUGGAGUCCAAGCUGAACGAAGCCAAGGAGGAGAUAACCCUGGGCGGUCCCGUCACUCAGAAACGGGACCCCAAGGAGUGGAUCCCGCGCCCACCGGAGAAGUAUUCCCUCAGCGGGCACCGCAGCCCCGUCACCCGGGUCAUCUUCCACCCCGUGUUCAGCGUCAUGGUGUCCGCCUCUGAAGACGCCACAAUAAAGGUCUGGGACUACGAGACCGGUGACUUUGAACGCACACUCAAGGGGCACACAGACUCAGUGCAGGACAUCUCCUUCGACCAGACUGGCAAACUUCUAGCAUCCUGUUCUGCGGACAUGACCAUAAAGCUGUGGGACUUCCAAGGCUUCGAGUGCAUCAGGACCAUGCAUGGACACGACCACAACGUUUCAUCUGUAACCAUCAUGCCCAAUGGAGAUCACAUAGUGUCCGCCUCGAGGGACAAAACCAUCAAAAUGUGGGAGGUCGCAACUGGGUACUGCGUGAAGACCUUCACCGGCCACAGGGAGUGGGUGCGCAUGGUGCGGCCCAACCCGGACGGCACGCUGAUCGCCAGCUGCUCAAACGACCAGACCGUGCGCGUGUGGGUCGUGGCGUCCAAAGAGUGCAAGGCCGAGCUGAGGGAGCACGAGCACGUGGUGGAGUGCAUCUCCUGGGCCCCCGAGAGCGCCUACCCCAGCAUCAUGGAGGCCACCGGCUCCGAGGUCAAGAAGAGUGGAAAGCCUGGGCCUUUCCUGCUGUCCGGCUCCAGAGACAAAACCAUCAAGAUGUGGGAUGUCAGCAUUGGCAUGUGCCUUAUGACACUGGUCGGUCAUGACAACUGGGUGCGUGGGAUGCUUGUCCACCCCGGAGGCAAAUUCAUAGUGUCCUGCGCGGACGACAAGACCCUGAGGAUCUGGGACUACAAGAACAAGCGCUGCAUGAAGACCCUGUAUGCCCACGAACAUUUUGUAACCUCUCUUGAUUUCCACAAGGCUGCUCCCUACGUCGUCACCGGGAGUGUAGAUCAAACAGUCAAAGUGUGGGAGUGUCGCUGAUUUGUGCCCGAGAAGAUUGGACGGACAACUACCCCUGCCAUCUAAUCGCUCCCUUCAGAUCCGAAUAAGCCCCCAGCCCCCCUUCCCCACCUUCCAUCCCCACCCCACCCUCACCCUCACCUCUCCAUUCCACCUCCUCCAGAACCCACCGACCAGCCCCUUGCCUCCGGCCGCCCACCGUGGGUAUUUACCUAGUGUGCUCUCUGGUUCAGUAACUAUUGUCCUUCUAUGUAAAUUAUUCCUGGAUGUAGAUUGAGCUAUUAAAUGUUACACACAAAAAAGUAUUCUUGCAUGGUAAUCCAAAAUUGUAUACUAUAAAUUAACAUUACAUUGUCUAGAAGUACCAUAGGUUUAACACGAGGCUGACCAUAUGUCAAGCAGCCUUACCAACCGAAGGCAGAUCUUUUGUUCCUUUGACUGGGUGUAAAAAUGUAGGGCACUAAAAAAAACAACACAAUAAUUUAAGAAAUGACAGUGGCGUUCUUUGUGUAUGAUUUAUUUUGUGUAUUUUUAUUUCUCUUCAUUCACUGUCUUAGUCUGUUGGUGCCUAGCUUGGUGAGGUGUUCAGAGGAGAAAGGCAAGAAAAAGGAACAAUAUGAUCCCUUAAUUGAGAUAUAAUUGUUGGGCUUUGUAAUUGGAAUAAUCUGUAGCGUUGUAACCUCAUUCCUCGACUGUGCAUACCAUUUUACUUCAUGUGGAACUAGACGAUAUUUUAAUGGCUGCAUAUAAGAAUGUUUCUUUGGACCUUUGGGGGGGGGGGGUGGGCAGGGGGUACUCUUGUCAAGUUGGGGGAUCCCAGAUGGGCAUAGAAACCACUGAUAAGCUUUAGAAAUUCUGCUUUGCAUUCAGGAAUCCAAUAGUAUCAUCAAUGGCUUUGUGCAUAGGACUGCUAUGAUGUGGCGCAGAUGUCCACUUCUUUGUGAGCAUGUAGGCCUAAAUUUGAUGUGGUUCAAGUGUGAGGAUCCCCUACCUCAAACACCCAUAGCCUGUUUGUUUGCCCGUCACUGUCAAAGAGUGCCCUGGCUUGUGGGACCCGGGCUCCGGCAGACUUCAGGGAGUAAAUCUUCUAAUCUCUAGCACUUGAUAAUGACAGGAGCUGUGUCUUCAUUCAUUUGAAGUUGCACUGUAACGUCAUAUGGUCUGGCUCACGUUUGUUCAGCUGAGUCCUUAUCGGUAGUAGUUGUUGUCCCGUGGUGCCACUGCAGCCUAAAUCACAAGGGUAGGGAUGUCAUUUGCCAGUCAAAUGGAGAGGCAAAGGGCGGGACACAACGUUAAAGUGGUUUCUGGGUGUCCCAAGAUUUCUCAAAGGGGGAAAUACGAUCUGUAUAAUAAAGUAUUGGCGGGUAAAAGAGCAGAUUCUGUAAAUAUAUAAAAUGUAAAAUUAGCCUUUUGGGGAGAGAUUCAGCUAAAUCUGUAUUGCCCACAAGGAAAUGCAGCAUGGGGUUUCAGGAGAACUUAGGAAAAACUAGCAGCAGACAUACUAAAUAAAUAUGUAUGUGGGCUGUUUAACUAAUGGUUUAUGGUGACGUUUGCUGCUACGGUUAAGAGCUCCACUGUGUACGGCAGUGUAUUUCCCUAGAUGAGCCAUGGUUUGGGUUUUUCGUGUAAAGGGCACAAGAAAGCUAAAGCCUAAGAUGGGAGGAGCUCAAAGUGCAAACCUCACAAACCAAUUAGAAAUAUGUACAAAUGUCCACUUGAGUGGCUUUUCCUCUUCCUAUUUUUCGUUUUUGAUUUUGGUGCAACAAUAUUCUACAAAGAGCAGGAAGACGUUCACAAGUAAUCGUUAUUGAGUGUGUUAGAGAGAAACCAUUCCGUUCCAAUGGAGGUAGAAUAUAUAGAGUAUCUUGCAUCUAACUCUGUAGCUGACCAAGGAAAUUAAUUUAACUUCCCUGCACAUCCAUGCUUUUUAAGAUCUUUGGCAAUGUUUAGUGAUCAAAGACAUGACAAAGAUUUAAAGACAUUAAUAAAUGCAUAAUGAUAUCAUUUGAUUAGCCUUUCAUUCCAAUGCAGUUCUUUGUUAAUAAAGAAUUAAACUGCUUAACUGAUCUUAUCUAGCCUCUUUGCCAUGUUUUUUUCCUGUUCCUGUACUGGAUGUGGCUACCUACUGCACAACCCCCUGCUACCGGCCUGUGUGUACUGGAUGUGGCUACCUGCUAGUGGCCGGUGUGUACUGGAUGUGGCUACCUGCUGCUAGUCGCUAGUGUGUACUGGACGUGGCUACUAGCUGCACAGCCUCCUGCUACUGUGUACUGGACGUGGCUACUAGCUGCACAGCCUCCUGCUACUGUGUACUGGACGUGGCUACCUGGUGCACAGCCUCCAGCUACUGUGUACUGGAUCUGACUAUCUACUACACAACCUCCUGUUAGUGGCAAAUGUGUCCUGGAUGUGGCUACCUGGUGCACAACCUCCUGCUAUUGGCUGGUGUGUACUGAAUGUGGCUACAUGCUGAACACCCUACUUCUAGUGGCUAGUAUGUACUGGAUGUCUAUACCUGAUGCACACCCUCCUGCUCGUGUCUAGUGUGGACUGGAUGUGGAUACCUGAUGCACACCCUCCUUAUAUUGGCUAGUGUGAGCCUCAUGGGACCUGUUGAUAAAGUACUGCAUGUAAUAAUGGACUAGAGGCAGAGCUGUCUGGGUAGGCCAGCUGGUUGAUUCGAGUGCAGCAUUCUCAAUGCCCAACAAGCAAGCUAUUACUGACGUCACUAUGAUAAUGCAAAUUGGCCCCAAUGACCAUAGAACAUCCAUUUCUGAAGGUGUCUGUACAGGCAAUGUAAUGAACAUUAAGCUUAUAACGUUAGUUUAUAAAGGACCGAACAACAAGACUCCAUACCAAACAGUUCAGCUGGCUGGGUGACUAAAGGCAGCUCUGUUUUGUGGCUUUAAAGACUUAUCAUGUUUGUGUGUGAAGCUAUACAAAAGGAGGCCAGAACUCCAGAGUUAGCUGCCUCCUUUGUGUCAAUUUGACUGGAUUGCCGCAGACUGAGAUGUUCCAAAAGAGAAUCCCUGUCACCUUAAUCAAGGGAAGGCUACUCAUGUCUACUGUUACUGGUUCUGGGCCCAGUAGGUUAUUCUUUCCUACAUUAAUCCUGUGAUUCCUUGCCGACUUGCUUGAGGAGCGAUAUUGAUUUUGUCAUUCCCCCUGUCAGCUCUUUGUGUUCUCAACUGUUCUUUGUCAUACAAAUGCAGCUGCGAUACAUAUUUUUAGCUCAAGCCAAAAGAUAGGAGUUAUUGGUACAAUCUGAUUUUGUAUAAUCUGAAUGCAGUCUUUCCAUUUAUUUUUCUUAUUUAUUUUUCUUUGGUACAGGACUAAGUACCGACAAAAAAAAUCCUAAUCCCUCUUUCCAAUCGCUUGACUUCAGACAAUGUGACAUUCAACAAACAAAACCAGGCAGGUGAAUUUAGAUUAAACAUGACAAAACCUUCCUUCCUUGCUAGUGGAACCUUUCUGGUAUUGGAUAAGGAAGGUGGAUUGUGCAACAGCCAAUGCAACGGGGACGUGAGAGUGAAUGAGCUACAACCCAGCCUUGGAAUCCUAAGGAAUUCUGCUUGAGAUUCGCAGGUCCCAAGCAAUCCUGAUGGUGCAGAGAUGUUGUGUUUGAAAGGAAAAGCUUCACUGUGGACACUUUCUGUAGCCUUGAGUCCACUAACUGCCCUUUGAAUACAUCAAGGGUUUCAGACUUCACAAGCUUGACCAAGGGUUAUCUUUGCUUCCAUGGUCUUCACCCAUCACAAAGCAAAAUGUUAACAAUAUAUCUGGAUGUCAUUGUUUGCAACAUAAUAAACGAAAGAAAAAAGA
Molecule: messenger RNA, 5467 nt
Organism: Gadus macrocephalus (Pacific cod)
Lineage: Eukaryota; Metazoa; Chordata; Actinopteri; Gadiformes; Gadidae
Product: lissencephaly-1 homolog A
Exons: 11
Coding region: 434-1666 (410 amino acids)
Biological process (GO): nuclear migration; germ cell development; retrograde axonal transport
Cellular component (GO): nuclear envelope; neuron projection; cytoplasmic microtubule
Molecular function (GO): dynein complex binding; microtubule plus-end binding
Source: RefSeq, a predicted model, not a curated record